Molecule: messenger RNA, 7917 nt
Organism: Lymnaea stagnalis (great pond snail)
Lineage: Eukaryota; Metazoa; Mollusca; Gastropoda; Lymnaeidae
Source: the annotation of a GenBank genome assembly
GAUUUAUGGACUCAUAGUGAUGAUGAUAUUGUCACGCUAUUGCGGGGUUCCACAAGAAGUAGGGCAGGGCUACUGGAUUAUCGACGUCAUCGAAAAAUGUGUAUUUUCGCCGUGUUCUUCGUUUCGUUGUAAUCCUGUUUCGACUUUUGAAACACAUGAAAAGGUACACAAUGGAAACAAAUCAAGUUGAUGAGUCAAUGUCCAAUGCACAAACAUUUUUUAAAGUUGAAUCUGCCACAUUAGAAUCAAUUAUUAUUAUUUGGCCUAUAGAAUUUAGAAACCAGUAUCUUUAAAGAUAAAGCCUGUUAGUCUAGUUUAAUAUUUAAUCAUAGUAUGUCACUUUAAUUACUUAAAAUAAAAAUUGAACAGUAGAGACAGAGAAAGCCUACUUACUACUUUACCGACUUUACCACCGUCCCGAGGAGUGCCCAUAGCCUAUAGUUAUAGUCUAUAGCCGUAGGCCCAUGCCUAUGGUAUGGUCAAUGGUAACUAUGGACUAAUUACAUCAAUAAUAAUAAUGGCCUAUUCACUAUUUAUACUAUAGUAUAAAUAUACUAUACUAUUCACUAAUUCUUACAGAUUCUUAAUCUUAAAUAAGUGAUAAAGUAAAAUUCAACUAAAUAAAAUUAUGAGAAGGUCAAUGUCAAUGGCCAAUGGUGUUUUCUGAAUGAUAGACAAUAGUCAAUAGACUAUAGACUUGGAGACAAAUUUAAUUGAAUUCUUGUGUAAGUGUAAAUAAGUGUUCUAUUUUAUUCAACAAUAAUAUACAUUAUAAUUUUAUUCAUUAUACAAUUCAAUCACAAUGAAAAUACAACCAAAUCAUUUUCCGUUCACAAUCAUGUUAUGUCAAUAAUGAUGUCAAUGUCAUGUUUUUGUACAUUACUGUCAUUACUGUACUGUAUACUGUAAUGUCAUUACUAAUUACUCAUUACAGUACAGUAAGUAAUGUCGGUACUUCAAUUUUAAUUCACCGUAAAAAAUAUUAUUCAUAAUUUCAAUAAAAGAAAUUUUCUUUUGAAUAAAAACUUUUAAUUAAACGCAAAAAAUUAUAAUACAUUAUUUCAUAUUUCCAUUGAAACACUUAACUAAUAAAACAAAUGAUCUUUUGAAUAAAAACAUAUGGUAUUUACUUCUUUAAAAGUCCUCUGCUACUGUGGUGGCCAAAGUUGAACAAUAUUGUCAAGAAUGGCGUUGAAGAUAUUCAAACCAUUUGCUUCAACACGUCGAAGCCACAUGAACUCACACAUAUAAGAAUUGAGCAUAUGUCUGUGUGUGCCAUCAUAGCGCUUGUUUCUCUCUUUUGCUGAUUUCCAUGUACGUUCAAUGUGUUGAGUAUUGUCACCUGAGUUUGGAUCCACAAAGUUAACGGAAUGAUUGACCGUUUGAUGAGUCAAUCCUGGAGGUGGGGGCAAUUGCAUUACAUGCUCUCCAUUGAUCUGAAAGGACUAUAGAAGCAGUUUUAUUUAUUAAACCGGAUAUAGCUGCAAAGAAUAGAAUUGAAGUAACGAUAAGUUUUGCGGUGAAUUAAUAUGGAAGUACCAUAAUGAAUAAUGUCUCCUACUCCUAAGCCUAAAAUUUUUGUAGCUGUCCAUGUCUGCAUAGACUAUGACUAUACUAUACAGUAUUAGUAUAAUAUAGUGCAUGCUGUCUUAGUAUUAGUAUUAAUUAAUAAUUUAAUGAAUAAUACCAUCUUUAAUUUACGCUAUUCGAUACCACCUUUUCCCCCCGAAUCAACAGUUGGGUACUUCACUACUUUUUUGACAUGGCUGCAAUCUUUGUUGUCAUGAGAUCAGUGUCAGUCAUGUAAAAAAUGUAGUACCCAACACAGUACCAGAUAGCUAAACUCUUUCUAUGUCAAUUGACAAUAAUCAACGUUGAUUUAACUGGCCACGUUUGUGCCAGUCGUUUCGUCAAAAUGAAAUGAUUAUCAUGAUGUUGAUGAUAAGGGACCUAUAUUUUAUAGGGCUAGGCAUAAUUAAAUAUUAUUUCCAUCCUCCAUUAUAUAGCACAACUUCUCAACCUGAGCAAUGACCCGAUUUUGUAGAAGCAAAAUGAUGCGCCCCUCCCCCCCCCCUCCCCCCAACCCUACCAAUUUCAAUAAAUUUAAAAGCCUCAAUAAUCAAUGUUAACGAAUAAACUUACUCAUUUAGAAUUAGGAACUACAUAUUUACAGUGGCCAAACACAGGAGGUGCUUUGCUCAAAUACAAUAGGCUAUUUGUUCCGCAAUGCCACUCAUUGUUGUUGCCCCAGAUAGUUUAGAAUGAUUGCUUUUUAAAAAUUUUAGCUUAUGCCUUUUAAAUUAAAUUAAUCUCUGUGUAAAUUAACCACAUUAAAUAUCACAUGUUGUAAUUUUGUUUGCCAUAAGAAAAUUAAUAGAGGAUAAAAAAGCUACUCAUAUAUAGGCCACUUACAAUUUUAAAAAAAACAACUAAUUAAUUUUUUUUUAAAGUAACUUAUUAUAAUUGAGAAAAAAAAAUUUAGAAGGUCAAUGGCCCAGAUAAAAGGCCUACUUAUGAUUACUUGCUGAUCUAAUACAUGUGUGGUAAUUUUUAGUUGUCUGUUAUUUGACCUAGACCUAAAAAAUUUAUCAUCUGUCUUGUUAAUAGGAUCCCGUCUAUUCUUUGAAAAUGGGACCUGGAACUGGAGUAUUUAAUGCCUCUAAACUCUAACACCUUAGUAGGCAAACUUGGCCAUCCCUGGAUAGUAAAGGCCUUAUUAUUUUUCAAUAUUGCUGAUUGUUCCGUUGUGUAUUCCAUAAUUUUUUUUGGAAAUUUUUAAUAAAAUGUCAGUAUUUUAAAAAAUAAUUUAUGUCUCAUUAUGUUAAUUUUGGUAGGAAUAAACAGUUCUUUCAUCAUAGUUGGUAGUGGUAGGCAAAAACAGUUCUUUCCUCAUACCGAUAGUGCAAUAUCAAAUGGGAAGGGAUUAAAUUCUUUUGAAUGUGUUUUAUUUUAUUUGAGCAAAGAAUUAAACCAUUUAUUGCAUGGUUUUGAUAAAUUUUCUUCUAAAAAUUAAUAUAUUUUUAUAUUUGAUAUAUUACCGGUAUUUUAUUUCUAAAUGCGAGGAAAAUUUUACUAUUUUGCUGUUUAGUGUUUAUUUAAGUACCGUAACAAAUUAUGUUGUUUCUUUUUUUUCAGAUCCAAAAAUUCUAUCAUGCCUGUGUCUAACAGAACGAUAAUUUUUGUAGGCAAUUUCACAUUGCUAACAUUGAUAAUAAAUAUAUUUCUUUCAUCUGCCUUGACACUCUUAAUUUCAACAUUCCUGGUCAUAGCUGUACAUUUUAUGAAAAUCCCUCGUAUUGAUGAAAGCAAGAUCAGUGAAAAUAUACAUAACCUGUUCAAACUAGACAAAAAUAAUGUGCUAAAAAAUACAAUUUUUCAUAAAGGGGGUGCAUUUCAUGCUCCAGAAAACACAUUGGAGGCUAUUGAACAGGUAUGUGAAACUAACAUUAUUGUUUUUUAAUGACUGGGGAAUCAUAUGCUUAAUCUUGACCGUUUUUCUUUGGACUUAUUGAUAGUCUUUCGCACGCAAAGAUAAUGAAGGCAAUUUUCGACUUGAGUAGUAGCCUUGACUUGAGCUGUAUUUUGUUUAAAGUUAGGGAAAGUAACUCAGUUGACAGCCUCACUCUCUUAUCCUUCUUGUCUAUUUGUUCCAAUGGCAAGGCUGAGUCAAGAUGACUAGAAAUAGAUCAGGAUGCAGUAGGUGUACAGCAGUGUCUAAUGUUUUUGACUGUGCUCUUUAUGUGUUCUGGAAUCUCCAGAGUUGAUUUCAUAGUUUGCCUUCUCUUAGACGAGUUGCCAUCCAUCCGGGGUGCUGGUGAUGUUUUUUCUACGGAUUGAACUGGAGUCCUUUUUAACUAGGGAUUAACUCAGGUUAUACCACUCAGCACCUUCCUUUGGAAGUUUAUACCACUCAGCUAUGCAGCACUCUUUUUUGGACUUGAUAGCUAUUGACUAUGGUGGAUAAUGUCAUUUAAAAUAGAACAGGUACCCAAAAUGGAUAAUCUUGAUUAUCACUUCCAUCAAUGACACUACAACCCAUGUAGGGCCCUGGUCUGCUGCACCACAUCCUUCUACUCAGACCAAAUAAUGGCUUUUGGUUGGACCCCCAGCUUAUGUAAAUGUGUCAUCAUUUUAUCUCAGUCUUGGUCAACCUGUGAACAGCCUGCCUUUUGGUACCUUCAUUGUGAAUUAAUUACCAAUGUGUUUUAGGCAGAAAGUAAAUACCAUUUUGGGAAAAGUAUGGCAUAUGCUCUUUGCAAAAGUUAAAACUGGAACAUAUUUGGUAGCCUACUAUUCCACUUUCUAGCAUAUUUAUUUAGACUUAACAUUUUCAAUGCAUUUUCAAGCUGUAAUCUAGUAUUAAAUCUGCUCUAUGGAUGCUUUCACUCUUAAAAUAAGGAUACCUUUUAUUGGCCAGGUAUUCCUAUAUAAAUUUUAGAAAGUAAUAUUUGUUUUAAUGACCCAUCUGAAAUGUUUAUACUGUAAUUGUCAUAAAUCAUGCAACCACUUCCAGGCCGUCAAAUUGGGUGUUUCAUCUGUGGAGGUUGAUCUUGAUUUUACAAAAGAUGGAGUAGGUGUCUUAAUUCAUGGUCCAACUGUAGAUGAAACAACGGAUGGUAAAGGCUUAGUUUCGGACCACACACUUGAGCAGAUUCAAAGUCUUAAUGCCGCUGCCAAAUUUCCAAACAGGUCACUAGACACAGCCGUUAGUUUUUUAUUUUAUUUAUGAUCAAACACAAAUGUUCUUAUGCACUGUUAGCUUUUUUAAAAUUAAGAUUUAAUAUUUUAUUAUUUCAACAGUAUAAGUAUAAUACAUUACAACAAAUUAUUAUUUUAAAAUGAUUAGGGAUUAAAAAAUUUUCUUGAUUGAAUUCAAUAAUAUUUUAGGGAUGAAUUUCCAGCAGCCUGUGUACCAACACUUGAAUCUUGCAUUGAAUUAUGCAUCAGACAUAAGCUGGUUGUCUUCAUAGAUUGUAAAAGUAAUCCAUCAAAGGUCAGUUUAAGCUAAAUAGAAUUAGAAUUAAUCAGCUCCUUUUUAAACAUUUUCUUAACCCACAAAAUUGUUUUUUUAUUUAUCAUUAAUUAUAUUAAAACAACAGGUGCUUUGAACCUUAGAAAUAAUAUAAUAACACAAGAUAUCAUCUUUUAACUGUUAACAUAUACCUUAGGCAAAGAAGAUUUCAUUUCAAAUCUCUUUAUUGAUAGACUGCUGAUCUCAUUGGGAAACUCUAUCAGAAGUACCCAAAGUUGUAUGACUUAGGAAUCGUCUGUUCUUUUUAUCCAACAAUCAUUUAUGCUGUAAGUUGUUUUAUGUUAUAUUAAAUCUUUUAAUUGUACUAUGUCUAUGAUAAAAUGUUUUAUUUUAAAAAAUGAAUAAAAUUUCCUUGGUACUCGGUAAUAAGGAUUCAUAUUUACUGUUUAAGGUUUUGACAAAAUAUUGUGGGUUAGACAAAUCUGUUUUGUUUCAAUGUUUAUUUUCUAAUUUGCUCAUAUUUUUAUGCACAAAAAGAUACAGUAAAUAACUCUUAUUAAGCUUGCAAACUAGAGCCUUCAUAUAAAUAUAUUAUUUGAUCUUUCAGAAUGUAUUAGAAGCAUAAAAUACAACUCUAAUUAUUAUUUUGUAGAUUAAAUAUUUUAUUGUUGAUGUAAUCCUGUACAAAACAACAUACAGUAAAAUCCAAAGGAAAAUGUAUUAGUUCUGUAAAAAAAAUAGUCUAUGUUUAUCAUUCCUCUUACAACUCUCCAUGUUAUUUAGGUGCGCAAGGCAGACCCAAACAUUCUGACAGGUCUGACUCAUCGUAAUUUUAUUCUGAGUCAACUUGGAGGUGGGAUAGAUCGAAAUAAAGAAUUAUGGAAGAAAUUGAUUGCACCAUGGCUUGACAUUCUACUUUCCUGGGCCCACUGGUCAUUCCUGUGGUAUUUUUGUGGCAAUUCUUUCUUCUUGUGCUGCAAGGAUAAUGUUAGUUUGUAAGUAGUUUUUGUUCAUUACUUUUCUUUAUGUCAUUUAUUUAGGGGUCAUCCAUAAAGAAUGUCACGCUUGGGAGAAGAUGAGGGUCUAAGAAAGUGUGACAGUUUGGGACUGGGGUGGGGGGUUAGAUCAUGUGAUGUAAAAAAAAUAGCAUGACAUAGCUUUGUGGAUGGCCCCUUAAAAGCCUUUAUUAUCAUUAAGCCUGGUCAAACAAAAGCACUUAGGAUGCCAGCAGCAUAACAAGCAUCUUCUUUCUUUCAUAUGGUCAUCCAGCUGCUGGUGCAUUAUCAAAUAAAUGUUAUUAUUAUUUUUAAUUUUGAAAAAUGAAAAAGGCAAAUCGAAUGGAUUUUUUUCACAAAAAUGGAUAUUAUUCUCUGUCAGGUAGUCCCGAGUUAAUAAUCAUCAUCCAAACAUGCAUACCACCUAAUAUUAAAAUAAAUUACCGGUACCUAAUUCCUUGAUUGCAUCUGGCCUUAAGAAUAACAACUAAAAUUAUAAUUAUAGUGCUGUUAUAAUAAUAAUAUAUCCUAACCCAUUAAUUGAAAGAAAAUAAAUUAUUCACAUUGUAAGUAUACUAUUUAAACUUAAUAAAAAUUAAUUUAUUAGAAUUGAGUGUAGAAACAACAAACAUGGAACCAACCGGAAUUUUAAAAAAAUUGGGGGUCAUUCAUGGGCAAGCUACUCUUCUUUACACAACUUUGGAUCAGGUGGAGGGAGUGUACAAUUUAUUAAAAGACGUACUGAUUCAUUAGGUGUACACUUGAGAAAAUAAUGGCAGUGCAUGUAAUAAGUGUUAUUAAAUGUUUUUCAGUGAUAACAAAAAGUUUUGGGACAGCCUUGGUGUCCGUAUGGUGAUAUGGACUGUGAAUGACUCUAUAGAGAAAGAAUAUCUGCUCAAGACCCUUGAAAUCCCAAUAAUCACAGAUGGAUUCCAUAGACCAAAGUCCAUACACUAAAGCUAAUCUUAAUAAAAAUUAGAUAUAUUUUAAAUUUAGGAAAAUGAAUAUGGAUCAACUAAUAUUGUGGAUAUGAUAUUUUAAAUUUAGGAAAAUGAAUAUGGAUCAACUAAUAUUGUCAACAGAUUAAAAAUACUUUAAUUCUGUGGAUAAAAUAAAAAGAUUUUUAUUUAUUGUAUUUGUGUCAUUUUUUAAAAAGAGAAUUUGUAAAAAAAAAUUUUUUGCAGGUUGAAGACAUUUUUAAAACAAUUACCAUUACACCAAACCUUCUGUUUAAUUAACAUUUUAUAGUUUUUGGAGUCAAACAAUGUAUCUCAAAUUGCCAACUUCUUUCAUUAACUAAAUAAUUUGUAUAAUAGCAUUCAUAAAAUAAACUAAGUCAUUCCAGGAGGAACACCCUGUUACUUUAACUUUUAAAAUUUUGCCGAAUUACUUUCUUUAAAAUACCUGACCCUUAAAUCAAGGGCAAGCCUCGUAUCACUGAAAACUUGUGAUUGCAGAAUUAAAUAAAAGGAAAUGAGUGAAACAGAAACAAAGUAUGGGAAAACCUGAAAAAAAGGAUGCAACUAAACAACUAACUUUAAUCAGAGAACAAACAACAGUAAAAACAAUAUGAAACAAAAAUAAACAAUAAACUGCAACGUCGUAGUAUCUGAGAGUACAGCAAGAGGAAUGUCAACAGAUUUAAACAAGUUAAUAUUUAAUUUUAGUACAUUGAACCAAAAUUUCAGCAAUAUUCUAGUUCUAUAAAGACAGGAAGUUGUUAGAAAGCUUUGAUAGUAAUAGAGCACUUAUUGUACUUAUCUUAUUUUUUUAUUUUUGUGUGUUCCUCUACACAAAGUCACAAAGAUGGCCAACCCUAAUGGCCUCACUGCCAUUUAUAUCUGGGUUCACGCAGUAUGCAUGUCAUAACUCAUAAUAAAUAUUCUUCAAAUAAGCAAUACACAUAUUUAUUAUUCAAUGCACAUAAUGAAAUGCAAAAUAAAACUUAAU